GUUUCCAGACGAGUUAUGAAAUUAGUUUUUUCAUUCGUCUCCGAAAACUCCUUCCGGUUAAACAUCCGAUGUGACACCCAAAUUUUUUUUUUCGCGAACUAAAUAGGCCCUUCGUCAACUCCGAAGUAGUUUUGAACUAUGAUAACCUCUUCCGAUUAUUGCAGCUCGAACAAAAAGAAGAGCAUGGGAAAACAACUGAGCUAGAAAGAAAAGAGAAGCAACUUAAAGAAGAGAGACAUGGCGAAGAACAUGAAAGGCCACACGAAGAAUUAGGACAGGGCACAAAACUCGAAACACAGUGUGAAGAACACAAAAGACUCGAAAGACAGUGCGAAGAACUCGAAAGACAGCGCAGAAAACUCGAAAGGCAGGGCGAAGAACUCAAGAGGAUGAAAACCAUCACGAUUGUUUAUGAACAGUUCCGUCAAUGGAUUGAGGACAAAGCUUCAAACUCCAGUAGUGGGGUUAGCUUCAUUGAGUUCAAUCCCUCAGAGGUAGAUGAUUCAGUCCCAAAGGACCAAAAUCAUUGUCUCGGGAGAGGUGGUUAUGGCAUCGUCUACAAGGCAAAACUUCGGAACGAGACUGUUGCUAUGAAGAUUCUCAAUGAGAGUAGCCGGCAAGGAGAACGGGAGUUCAAGCAAGAGAUUGCGAUACUCAAAAGAAUAAGGCAUCAAAACCUGAUCACUCUCAGAGGAGCAUGCAGUGAGAAAUUCGCACUCAUGUAUGAGCUUUUACCUAAUGGCACCCUUGAAGAUCGCCUUAUUAAUGAGAAACAAAGGGAAUCAUUCUCAUGGGAAGAAAGAGUAAGAGUGGCAACUAGCAUCUGCACUGCUCUUGUAUUUCUCCACAACGCCAAGCCUAAUCCAAUUGCUCAUGGUGAUCUUAAACCAGGCAACAUCCUCUUCGAUGAUGAAAACAUAUGCAAGCUCAGUGACUUUGGAAUCUCCCGUUUGUUACAGCAGACAAACGACACAGGAACGCCUAACCAUAUUACAGAAGUGCCAAAGGGUAGCGGUCCCUAUAUGGACCCUGAAUUCAAGAAUACAGGCAAAUUGACUCCUCAGUCAGAUGUAUUCGCGUUGGGUAUCAUUCUGCUGCAGCUAGUCACAGGCCAAAGUGCAACGGGCCUAAGAAAGCACAUCGUUGAUAAAUUGGAAGGUAAAAAAUUGGAAAAAAUGGACACACGCAAGCAAAAGAUGAUCUUGGAGAAACUUCAAAUCUUGGAUGCUCAAUUGAAGUUGGAUGACACGUCUAUACAGGAUGCUGUAAAGAUGGUUUCACUGGGCCUGAGAUGCAGCAAUAGUGAAAGGAAACGUCGUCCAAGCUUGGAAAUUGAGGUGUGGCCUGAGAUUGAGUCAAUGAAUAAGUCAGAAUGUCUAUAUGGGUCAGAUGAAGUUGACUGA
Molecule: messenger RNA, 1403 nt
Organism: Oryza sativa Japonica Group (Japanese rice)
Lineage: Eukaryota; Viridiplantae; Streptophyta; Magnoliopsida; Poales; Poaceae
Source: RefSeq, a predicted model, not a curated record